AAGUUUGCCUUUAGUUUGUUUGGCCUUUCUUGUUUUCAAGUUUCGCGGUUGUGCCCCAAAAAUCUACAAUUUCUCUCUCUACCUGCGCCAAUUCUUCAGUCGCCAUCUUGCUCGCCUUUGUCAAUUUGCUCGUACGAUUUGGUUGCGUUUCAUCACAACUUGAUCUAAUUCUUUGAUUCAAACUACUACCUAACUGUGUAUGCUGAUCUUUCUCCUCCCAUCUUUUUCAGCUGAUCUUGAUUGAAUUUGCCGCCUGUUCAAAUUUAGGUUCAUCUGAUUUAUCUGGAAGUCUUGACUAGUCUUGAUACUCGCUCAUUUUCGAUCAGCUGUUUGAUAUUGGGAGUUGAAAUUGCCAGAGGAUUCGUAUGCAUUUUCAAUGACUGAUAGAGAACUCUGCUGGUUCUAACAUUGAUUUUCUCUUCAAUUACGCAAGAUCAUCUCUCUUUUUAUGCUUGCAUAGAUCGCUCUGCUGGUGAUUGAGGAAUCCACUUAUGGCCCCACCAAAAAAAUCUAGAGGUGUAAAUAAGCAAUUGUCUCAGGUUGAUGAGGUGUCUCCUAGUAAAGAUGAGGACAAUUCAAAGAAAAGCUUGCUGCGGAAAAGGAAAUUUUCUGACAUGUUAGGGUUGCAAUGGACCAAGGGAGAGCUUGAACGCUUCUACGAUGCCUACCGUAAGCAUGGAAAAGACUGGAAAAAGGUUGCUGUUGCAGUGCGAAACCGAUCUGUGGAAAUGGUCGAGGCUCUUUACACGAUGAACAGGGCUUACUUGUCACUUCCAGAGGGGACUGCUUCUGUAGCAGGGCUAAUUGCAAUGAUGACUGAUCAUUACUGCAACAUGGGAGGAAGUGAUAGGGAACAAGAAGGCAGUGAUGGAGAAGAGACAUUUCAGAAACUUCAAAAGCGUAGCCGAAGGAAAUUGCAUCCUAGUCCUUCAAAAAGAACUGAAGGCCAUACUAUUCCACAUCUCCAUCCCGGAACAUCCACAUCUGGUUGCCUAUCAUUUUUGAAUAAGGGACGCCCAAAUGGCAUUGGUCCGCGUGCUGUAGGAAAGCGGACACCCCGGUAUCCUAUUUCAUAUUCUUAUGAGCGAGCUAAUGGGGAAAAAAAUUCCCCCAAACCCAGGAAGGGCCUCCAAUUAAAGGUAGAUGCCGUGGACGAUGAUGUAGCUCAUGAGGUGGCGUUAGUGCUUGCCGAGGCUUCACAAAGAGGUGGUUCUCCUCAAGUAUCUCGUACACCGAAUAGAGGAAAACACAGCAUAAUGCCAUCACCUGCAUGGAAUGGAAAAAGAAAGCAUAUUGGUAAAAAAGUUGACAAUGGAGUAGAUGAGGAAGGUUUAGAAGGAGGCACUGAAGCUGAAAAUGGAGAUCUUUCUAGGGGUAAAAGUUACUUGAGAGAAAUGAGAGAUGUUGCCGAUGGUAAGAAAGGAAGAAGAACUCUUGAAAAGAACAUAGAAGCCGAUUGCAGUGAAAAUGAUGAUUUAGAUGAUGUCAAGGAAGCUUUCAGUGGCACAGAAGCAAAAGCUGUUAGAUCUCCAUUUCACAUGCCAAAGAAGAAAAACAAGAAGGUUCUUUUUGGAGAAGGUGAAGGGUCUGCAUUUGAUGCCUUGCAAGCUUUGGCUGAUUUGGCUGAUUUGGCAGCUGAAGAAGGGUCAGCAUUUCAGGUAAAAGAUGGUGAUGAUCUAGUUGAUAAGCCACCUGAAAUUCUUUCUCCAAACCGCCAAAAGGAGAGGCCUAAGUCCUCGAGGGUUAAGACAAAAGGGAAGCAGUUGACGUCUGAUUAUGAAAUUGAUUGGCCUAAGACAUCUAGAAAUGGAAAGGCUCCAGUUCUCGACAUUGGUUCUAUUCCUGAAGUAAAACGAGAACUUUCUCAGCCUAUUUCUAAAGUUUCAAGGAAGAAGCAGAAGGCCAUGACAUCUAAAACUCCUGCAGAUAAAGUUGCUAUUGAUGGUCAUCCUAAUGAGUCUCAAGAAGCAGAGGUGGAUACCUUGAAGAGAUUCAUGAUCAAAGGUAAAUGGUCUUCCAAUAAUUCGUUGCUGCAAAGGCAUGGGAAGCCAGUCAAGCAUCCGGAACAUUCUUCUUCAAGUACUGAACAAAAGGCUGAAAAAGAAGAUUCAGCUCUAUCAAGUAUGCAAGUUAACAUGCCCAGUCUAGCUAACACUACAAGUAAAGUUAGGAGCAAGCGCAAAUCGGAGCUAAAAGAACCACAAAAACUUCAUCUGAAGUAUUCUAAUGAACUUUCAAAUGAUCAAUCUAAUAUAUCCAUGGUCUCAUGGCUCAGCGGAGCACGUAAUAUUAAGGAAAAGCUUUCAAAUUGCAUGUCUAGUCAUCAGCUAAGGAGAUGGUGUGCUUUUGAGUGGUUCUACAGUGCAGUUGAUUAUCCAUGGUUCGCUAAAAGAGAAUUUGUGGAAUACUUGAAUCACGUAGGUUUAGGUCAUGUCCCAAGAUUGACUCGUGUUGAAUGGGGUGUCAUAAGAAGUUCUCUUGGCAAACCACGAAGGUUCUCUGAGCAGUUUCUGAGGGAAGAAAAGUAUAAACUUAAUCAAUAUCGUGAUUCUGUCAGGACACAUUAUACUGAACUUCGUUCCGGAACAAGGGAAGGACUUCCUACAGAUCUUGCAAGGCCUUUAUCAGUUGGGCAACGUGUUGUGGCUAUUCAUCCUAAAACAAGAGAGAUUCAUGACGGUAGUGUACUUACAGUCGACCAUACAAGGUGUCGUGUUCAGUUUGACCGACCAGAACUAGGGGUUGAAUUUGUCAUGGACAUUGAUUGUAUGCCACAAAAUCCGUUUGAGAAUAUGCCUGCUUGCAUGGCAAGGUCUGCAGUUCCUGUUGAUAAAAUUCUGGAGAACUCCAACGAACUGAAAGUCACUGGUUUGCUAAAAGACCAGAAACUAGAAUCACUUAUGAAAUUUUCUUCAGGUGAAAGUUCACAAAAUGGUGGUGGUCCUCAUAUGUCUCCAUCAAGUUAUGCUGCUAUUAAUCUGAAGCCAGCAAAGGGAGCUCCUUUAAAUGUGGAAGUUAAACCAGCUAGCAAUGGUAUCCCCAAUUACCAACUAUCAUUACUUGCGCAUAUUCAAGUAAAGGAAGGUGACGUUCAAGCACUUGCAGAUCUUACUCGUAAUCUUGACAAAAAGGAGGCACUGGUAUCUGAAUUAAGGCACAUGAAUGAUGACAUGGUAGAAAACAGAAGCAAUUUGGAGAACUCAGAACCUUUUAAGAAGCAAUAUGCUGCUAUAAUAGUUCAACUAAAUGAAAUUAAUGAGCAGGUCUCUUCAUCUCUUUUCUGCUUAAGGCAACGAAAUGGGUAUCAGGGGAACUCUAUAUUAGCUUUGCCACAACCUGCAGCCAAUUUAGGGGACACUUGUCUCUCCUUAAGCUUGUGUGAUCAUCCUGUGAACCCUGUACAGGACUCCGGAUUUCAUGUUAAGGACAUUGUUGAAAGCUCUAGAGCAAAAGCUAGGACAUUAGUCGAUGCUGCUAUGCAGGCAAUGUUAUCAAUGAAUCAAAGUGAGAAUAUUCCGGAGAGGAUCGAAGAGACUAUAGAUUAUGUAAGCAAUAGGCUUCCUCUAGAUGACUCUGGUUUGCUAUCCAUCCGGCCAUCUAUCGCCCCUCUAGAUAUUACUAUUUCCAGUACGAUGGAUUCAUUAAAUGAAGAUAAGUUAAAGAGGAAUAUGACAGACAAGAAUGAUUCUAAAAUUCCAUCAGAACUCAUCAGUCAUUGUGUGGCGACUCUUCUCAUGAUUCAGAAGUGCACUGAACGGCAGUUUCCACCAACGGAUGUAGCUCAGAUACUGGAUUCGGCAGUUACUAGUUUGCAGCCAUGCUGUUCUCAGAACCUUCCUGUAUAUUCGGAGAUCCAAAAGUGCAUGGGAAUCAUUAGAAAUCAAAUAUUGGCUCUGAUACCUACUUAACUUUUUGAUUAUUAUUUCUUCUUUUGUACAUUUAACUAAUAAUCGAUAACGCAGUAGAGAUGGUGUUUCUAACAGCUAGUGCGUUUUCUUGCAGUUUUUCAAGUCUGCUUACAUUUGAAUUGAUCUGUCAUUUUGAGGAUGUUUUUUUUCUUCUUCUUUCUAUUAA
This is a messenger RNA of Impatiens glandulifera, 4074 nucleotides long. RefSeq names its product protein ALWAYS EARLY 2-like. The transcript has 20 exons. Gene Ontology annotation, biological process: DNA-templated transcription; regulation of cell cycle; regulation of transcription by RNA polymerase II. The record is from RefSeq and is a predicted model, not a curated record. Lineage: Eukaryota; Viridiplantae; Streptophyta; Magnoliopsida; Ericales; Balsaminaceae. Gene Ontology annotation, molecular function: DNA binding. The coding region runs from base 492 to 3908 and encodes 1138 amino acids. Gene Ontology annotation, cellular component: nucleoplasm; transcription repressor complex.